Phycodurus eques (leafy seadragon) is the source of this 4932-nucleotide messenger RNA. Its product is annotated as neurobeachin-like. Gene Ontology annotation, molecular function: protein kinase binding. Bases 1 to 4932 code for a protein of 1643 amino acids. Gene Ontology annotation, biological process: intracellular protein localization. NCBI's taxonomy places the organism in Eukaryota, Metazoa, Chordata, Actinopteri, Syngnathiformes, Syngnathidae. Gene Ontology annotation, cellular component: cytosol; membrane. The transcript is spliced from 30 exons. The record is from RefSeq and is a predicted model, not a curated record.
AUGCCGGGCUGCGUGCCCAUCACGGAGCGAGCGCCUGCGCCAGGGGCCGGCGAGAAGGCGGCCGUGUCCGGCGCCGGAUCCGCGCUGCUCCUCAUCGACCCGUCGGUUCCCAUCCGAGAUAUUAAAACCAAAUUUGCGGUUCUCGGCGGACUCGUUGGAGCCCGAGAGGUCAGCAACAGGGACAUAGUGGAGACUGUGCUCAAUUUGUUGGUGGCCGGCGAGUUCGACUUGGAGACCAACUUCAUCAUUCAAGACGCCGACGGCAUCGGCUGCCUGCCGGCUCUGCUGGAGCACUGCGACGUCACCUGCCAGGCGGAGAUCUGGAGCAUGCUCACCGCCAUGCUACGCAAGAGCGUCCGCAACUUGCACAUGAGCGCCGAGGUGGAACUCAUCCAGCAGCUGCUGCUCCGGAUGAGCUCCGUCGACGACAUGAUUGCAGACUUGCUGGUGGAAAUGCUGGGCGUGCUGGCCAGCUACAGCAUCACGGUACAGGAGGUGAAGCUGCUUUUCAGCAUGCUACAAGGGGAAGGCGGCCUCUGGCCCAGACAUGCGGUCAAAAUGCUGGCGGUGCUCAAGCAGAUGCCCCAGAGACACGGACCGGACUCCUUUUUCAACUUCCCCGGUCGCAGUGCUGCUGCCAUCGCUUUACCUCCCAUCGCCAAGUGGCCUUACCAGAACGGCUUCACCUUCAACACCUGGUUCCGAAUGGAUCCCUUAAACAACAUCAACGUGGACAAGGACAAGCCCUAUCUCUACUGCUUCCGCACCAGCAAAGGCAUCGGCUACUCGGCGCAUUUUGUCGGCAACUGCCUGAUCGUCACGUCUCUGAAAUCCAAAGGGAAAGGUUUCCAGCACUGCGUAAAAUACGAUUUCCAGCCCAGGAAGUGGUACAUGAUCAGCAUUGUCCACGUCUACAGCCGCUGGAGGAACAGCGAGAUCCGUUGCUACGUCAACGGCCAACUGGUUUCUUACGGAGACAUGGCCUGGCACGUCAACACAAAUGAUAGUUACGAAAAGUGCUUCCUGGGCUCCUCGGAGACGGCGGACGCCAACCGAGUCUUCUGCGGGCAGCUGGGCGCCGUCUACGUGUUCGGCGAAGCUUUGAAUCCGGCGCAGAUCUUCGCCAUCCAUCAGCUCGGUCCGGGCUACAAGAGCACAUUUAAGUUCAAGUCUGAGAGCGACAUCCACCUCGCGGAGCAUCACAAGCAAGUGUUGUAUGACGGCAAGCUGGCCAGCGCCAUCGCCCUCGCUUACAACGCCAAAGCCACCGACGCGCAGCUCUGUCUGGAGUCUUCGCCCAAGGAAAACACCUCCAUCUUUGUGCACUCGCCCCAUGCGCUUAUGCUUCAGGAUGUGAAAGCCACGGUGACUCACUCUAUCCACCGGGCCAUCCACUCCAUCGGCGGCAUCCAGGUUCUCUUCCCCCUGUUUGCUCAGCUGGACUACCAGCAGUUGAAUGAUAGCCAAGUGGAGACCGCCGUAUGUGCCACCCUGCUGGCCUUUCUGGUGGAGCUGCUGAAGAGCUCCGUUGCCAUGCAAGAGCAGAUGCUGGGAGGAAAGGGCUUUUUGGUCAUCGGCUACCUGCUUGAAAAGUCGUCCCGCGCACACAUCAGCAGGUCCGUGCUGGAGCAGUUCCUCUCCUUCGCCAAGUAUCUGGACGGCCUGCCGUACGGGGCGCCGCUACUCAAACAGCUUUGCGACCACAUCCUGUUCAACGCCGCCAUCUGGAUCCAUACCCCCGCCAAGAUCCAGCUGUCCUUGUACACGUACCUCUCGUCGGAAUUCAUCAGCACGGCGACAAUCUACAGCACCAUCCGACGGGGCGGCACGGUGCUCCAGCUCAUGCACGCGCUCAAGUACUACUACUGGGCCGUCGACCCGGCCGACGGCAGCGCCAUCGUCCCGAAGGGUCUCGAUGGUCCAAGGCCGACCCAGAAAGAAAUCAUCUCUCUGCGGGCCUUCAUUCUUCUCUUUCUCAAGCAACUCAUCUUGAAGGACCGAGGUGUGAAGGAGGACGAGCUGCAGAGCAUCCUCAACUAUUUGUUAACAAUGCAUGAGGAUGAGAACCUACACGACGUGUUGCAGCUGGUGGUGGCCCUCAUGUCUGAGCAUCCGGACUCCAUGAUCCCCGCUUUUGACCAGAGAAAUGGAAUACGGGUCAUCUACAAACUUAUGGGAUCCAAGUGUGAAAGCAUUCAAGUGCAGUCCCUCAAAGUCCUCGCAUAUUUCCUCAAGCAUUUGGGACACAAGAGGAAGGUGGAGAUCAUGCACACCCAAAGCCUCUUCACGCUCCUGGGCGAGAAGCUCCUGCUGCACGCCGGCGCCAUGACGGUGACCACCUACAACGCUCUGUAUGAGAUUCUGACGGAGCAGGUGUGCACGCAGGUGGUCCACAAGCCGCACGCUGAGCCCGACUCCACUGUCAAGAUUCAGAACCCAAUGAUCCUCAAAGUGAUAGCGACCCUAUUAAAGAACUCGGCCCCCGGCGCCGAGCUGAUGGAAAUUCGCCGCCUCUUCCUCUCCGACAUGAUCAAACUGUUCAGCACCAGCCGAGAGAACAGACGAUGUCUGCUUCAGUGCUCCGUGUGGCAGGACUGGAUGUUUUCUCUGGGCUACAUCAACCCCAAAACCCCGGACGAGCAUAAAAUCACCGAGAUGGUGUACAACAUCUUCCGUAUCCUGCUGUAUCACGCCAUUAAGCACGAGUGGGGCGGCUGGCGCGUCUGGGUGGACACGCUCUCCAUCGCCCACUCCAAGGUGACAUACGAGGCACAUAAGGAGUACCUGGCCAAGAUGUACGAGGAAUACCAGCGUCAAGACGAGGAAAACAUCAAGAAAGGGAAGAAAGGCUCGGUCAGCACCAUCUCGGGUCUGUCGGCUCAGGCCCCCGGCAUCACGGGCUCGGUGGGCAUCGGAGAAAUGGACGGCAGCUCCCAGUCGCCGGGCAGCGACGGCGCCGACUCGCGAAACCCGCUGGCCGAAGGGCGGACCCCGGAGGAGAGGGCGGCGCUGGACGGCGUCGGAGCCGAAGUCCGGCACCUCCCGGUGGACGUCAAAGCCGAGAAGGUGGAGGCCACGGAGGUCAAGAUGGACGACAUGGACGCGCUGAUGGAGGUGGAUUUGCUGCUGGAUGACGUUUACUGCGGCGUGAUGCUGCCGAAGAGUAGCGCGGCGGACCAGCAGAUCUCAGCUCCUCUCAUCUCGCUUGACGACGACAAAGACGGCGUCCCUCAGGGCAGCGCAUUCUUGUUCCGCAAGGUGGAGGAAGCCUCGUUGCCUGUCUUGAAUCCAGCUCAGUCUUCAGAACGUCCGCCCGGCGGUGAUCUGGGCCUUCUCUGCACCUUGGAAAAGGAUGAAUUUGAACUCCAGGGCAUCAACUCUGCGGAGGAGGCCUCAACUCCAGACGCCGGCCGGGGAAGUGUCAUGGCGCCCUCUAAAGGUGACAUUUCCGCUGUUAGGAGCAGGAGCAACAUGCCCUCGGAAACGGAGAGCGCAGAGGACAGCGGCAAGGAGAUGAAGAUUCAGACCACGGCGACCACACAGAACCUAAACGGCCGCCUGGGCGCCGCAGCGGACAGCGCCGACUUCCCGGCCGGCGGCGCCCUGACGGACGAGGACCAGCAGCAGCGGCAGCGGCGUCAGUUCAGCCCGGGCCCUCGCACCACCAUGUUCCGCAUCCCGGAGUUCAAGUGGUCGGCCCUGCAUCAGAGGCUGCUGGCCGACCUGCUGUUUGCUCUGGAGAGCGACGUGCACGUCUGGAAGAGCCACUCCACCAAGUCCGUCAUGGACUUUGUCAACAGCAGCGAGAACAUCAUCUUUGUCCACAACACCAUCCACCUCAUCUCGCAGAUGGUGGACAACAUCAUCAUCGCCUGCGGCGGGAUCCUGCCUCUGCUCUCGGCAGCCACCUCGCCUUCUGUAAGUGUGGAGAACAUCGAGGCGACGCAAGGCAUGUCCUCGGAGACCGCCAUCACAUUCCUGUACCGCUUGAUGGUGAUGGUGGACGUGCUGGUCUUCUCCAGCUCGCUCAACUUCAGCGAGAUCGAGGCGGAGAAGAACAUGUCGUCCGGCGGCCUCAUGCGUCAGUGUCUGAGACUUGUGUGCUGCAUGGCUGUGAGGAGCUGUCUCGAGUGCAGGCAGAGGCACGGCGAUCGCGGGAACAGGCCGUGCGCUCCCAACAACAGCAAGUGGCCGGACGUGGCGCCAAACGCCCUUUGGAGCACGUUUGAAACGGUUUCGAGUAACCCGUCUCCCAUCAAGGACCCCGAUCGCCUCCUGCAGGAUGUGGACAUCAACCGCCUGCGUGCUGUGGUCUUCCGUGAUGUGGACGACAGCAAGCAAGCACAGUUCCUGGCUCUGGCGGUGGUCUACUUCAUCUCGGUUCUCAUGGUGUCCAAGUACCGCGACAUUCUGGAGCCUCAGCGCGAGACGGGCCGGACGAGCGCCAAGUCGGGCCACGGCACCCGCCGCCACCGGGACGCCGACUCGCCCUCCGGCACAGAAAGAGGGCAGACAUUCGUGGGCCAACCGGGGCGCGGUUCCCCCUCGGAGGAACGAUCCGUCCCCCUCAUCGAGCCGAGCGUCACGGCCGAGCGGGUCGUCAGCGUCGUCGACGGCUCCGACCGCGCCGUCGAGGCCGGCGAGCUCUUCUCCGAGCCUCCGCCGCCCUCCUCCUCCUCCUCCUCCUCCUCGGGCCUCAACGUCAAGGAGAUCCUCAAGAGUCUGGUGGCCUCCCCGGCAGAGGCCGUGGAGGCGGGGCUGGAACCGACGUCCUGCCCGGAUCUCGCAGCCAAGGUCCAGACCGCUCUGCCCGUGCAGUUUCACUCCUUUGACAGCCCGGCGUCCGACCGACCCGCCCCCCUCUCCUCAACCUUGUUCACUGCGUCCAAUGAGCUGCCAGCUACGGACGGGCCUUUCGUUGGCCCGUCGUGA